AUGCCAUUUAUGGGUCGUGAUUGGCGUGCGCCCGGCGAGAAAUGGGUGCGCACACCGCACACAAACGGCUGGGAACGGACGAAACUGCGACCGGUACAGGUGAGUCGAACCGGAUGCAAAAGGAUAAUUCCGUUGCGGGGAAUCGAACCCCGGCCUUAUGGGUGAGAGCCAUAAAUCCUAACCACUAGACCACAACGGACACAUUUGCUGCGGGCGGCGGAGGGCAGUGAGAAUAGCGCGAACGCAGGCUGCCGGCCGGCCGGCCGACCGAGAGACGAGGCGAAACUAGUGAAAUUCGGGGCGCUUCUUUGUUUGUGUGCUCCGUGCACGGGCUUCGCCGGCUCAUAUUACACACAUAUACAUGCGCAUCUGCUCGGCGCACUGCAAAAUGUGAUGCGAGUUUGGCGGGAAAGGCGACAACUUUUCGUAAAAUUUUGGAGGGAAAAUGCGGAAAAACUUGUCGCCGCACGCAAAAAGUCGUCAAAUUUGAUCGCAAAUUCGCAAAUUUCUGAGAUUGUGAGAAAAAUUUUCUAGUUUUUCUGCAAAAUGCCGUCGAAUCUGGUGUAAAGCGCUCAAUUCUCGUUUUGUAACUGAAAAACACUAGAAUUGCGUACCGGACACCGAAUCCGACGACAAAACACGGUUUGGCCCCCGGAAAAUUCGAUUCCGCUCUCGAUUUUUAACGCUGAAACCGAAAAAGCCACUGAAAUUGCAUUCAGAUCUCGUCGGAACCGAUUCUCAUCCCGCAGACCUCGUCGAGUCCCACACUUUUGAGCACCUCGUCGCCCAAAUUCACGCUGGACCCGGUUUCGUCGGUUCCCAAGUUCGGCCUGUACGAUUCGGAGCAGAACAGUUCGUGCGGGUCGCUUCCCGGCUCGGCGACCGACCGAUGCACCUCUUCGUCCAGCGACGAUUCCGGUACGUUUUAUUUUCUGAAAAGACCAUCGGUCAGUCCACUUUACAAAAAAGUGUGACUGACUGGCGAGAGAGAGAGAGCACAAAAAACAUCAGCUGAUGAGUGAAAAGAGCACAAACAUAGUGCUCCGCGGAGCAAUCACGACCCGCUGAGAUACGUCAUGUGAAGAUUGUGAGAACACUUUUUGGGGACCUUUUAGCAGCCAUACAAUAGCGCGAGAAUUGAAAAAAGACGUUCAAACUUUGAACGAGUACUGUAGAUUUUGUGGAAGAGGUACCAAGUUUUUCUUUUUAAUCCGACCACUCCUAAGAGUACUGUGGCUCUUCAAAGUUUGGAUUGAUUUACAUGCGUUUGAGGAGCCCUAACUUUCAAAAACUACAGUAUCUUUUGGAGUGAUCGUAGAGAAAAAUGAUGGACUAGACGUCAAGUGUUUGCAAAACAUUUCUGAAAACGAUACCACAACUGGAAAGUCUACAAUACCCGUGUAAAGUUGAUGCAAUGGCCUUCCGUACGUUCAAACCGAUAUAUCUCAGCGGUCUUUGGAGACAUCAAAAAGUUGUCAACUAACAAAUUGCUUAUCAGAACAUGGUGUACAUUUUAUCAGUUGACAACUUUUUGAUAUCUGAACCGACAGCAGAAAUAUAUCGAUUUGAAUGCUCCACACCUCCUUCCUAAUCCUGAUCCGUCCAAAUCCUGUCCUUCAAGCCGCUCUGAUGAUUAUAAUUGAGUGCUUCCGUGUGCGGAUUCAUGAAACAUUCAUUAACAGGACGCUUCCGCUCGCACUCUCAUUUCCGACGAUUACGAGAGAGGAAGCGAAAUAGAAUGAGAAGCGAGGAGAAUCAGAGAGACAUUCUCAUUUGCACCUGCCUACCUUUGAACGGAUUUGCGCGAGACGGCUAUUUAGUAAUGUUAUUAUGAAUGCGCGCAUUUGUUUUGUCGUCUACGUCUCUUCGGAAAUGAACUGAGAGACAAGGAUUGGCCUAGAAAUGGAGAGGAUUUGGAGGGAGAAAUCAGACAUUCAAUGGAACAUUUUUGAAAGGGACCAACGGGCAACGUGCAUUCAGGACAUCAUAUCUCGGUUGUCGGUGGAGAUAUCGAAAAGCGAUCAACUAGCGUAUUGUUCAUUAAAACAUUAUGCACAUUUUGUCAGUUGACCACUUUUCUGUAUCUCUACCCGCUGCAGCGAUAAAUCGUUUUUGUGGGUGCCCGGCAGAGUUGAGCGCAAAAACUCACGGACGAAUUUUUAUCUUUUUUAGAAAUUUUUUUCAUGACAUUUGAUCAACUGACGAAAUGUAUAGCAAAAUGAACUCUGCUCAUGGAAAAAUAAUUGUAAUUUUAGCUUUUCAUACAAAAAAGUUAUUGAGCUAACGGGGAAGAUGGAAGGACAUUUUCACGCAACAACUCGAAUAUAACUUUUUUGUAUGAAAAGUUAAAUUCACAAAUAUUUUUCUAUGAGCCCAGUUUACUUUGCUACACAUUUCGUCAGUUGAUCACAUUCCAUGAAAAAAUUUUCUAAAAAAGAUAAAAAAAAUUCUUCCGUGUGAGGUUCUAGUAAUUUCUGGAAAACGCAUAAUUUUGCACAGAUUCCAAUGAGACCGCCUGGAUUCCACAUUGCUUCGUCAAGAGCACGUCGAAGGAGUUCAUCGGCUGCACAAGCAUGUCCGAAGCGUUCCAUCGUUUGGACCUGGCUCGAGCGGUCAACGACGUCCGCCGCUUCAACUUCAUCUGCAAGGUACACUGUUCUGUUCUGUUGUUGUUGUACCAAUAAUCAUGCGAACAUUGGUUAAGGUAGUCCAAAUUUUGGUGGAAGAGAAGCUGCCAAACUUGUCGGCGACCGCCCGCAAAUCACUUUUGGGCAUUCUCAGUGCGAUUUGCUUUCGCUCUUCGAAUGAGGACGUGCACGUGUCCACCGCUAAGGACCUCGUCAAACAGGUACAUGAUCAGUGUGCGUUACCGAAAGGGUUUCGGUAAAUUUACCGGUAAAAAUUUCGGUAAAUUGUCGGUAAAUUUUCGGUAAAACUUUUUUUACCGAAAGAGUUUCGGUAAAUUUUCGAAACAAUUUACCGAAAAUUUACCGAAAAUUUACCGAAAAUUUACCGAAAAUUUACCGAAAAUUUACCGAAAAUUUACCGAAAAUUUACCGAAAAUUUACCAAAAAUUUACCGAAAAAUUACCGAAAAUUUACCAAAAAUUUACCGAAAAUUUACCGAAAAUUUACCGAAAAUUUACCGAAAAUUUACCGAAAAUUUACCGAUAAAUUUACCGAUAAAUUUUCGAAACAAAUUACCGAAAAUUUACCGAAAAUUUACCGAUAAAUUUACCGGUAAAUUUACCGAAACUAUUUCGGUAAAAGUUUCGGUAAAUUUUAUCGGUAAAUGGGUACUUUUUCGAAACAAUUUUCAAUUUUGAGAACGGAACAUAGAGGCGACUGUUCAGCGUGUUCCUGAUGUUUGGGAUCAGGGGUGUGCGGAAAAUUUUUUUCGGAAAAUUGCGGAAAAUCGGUUUUUCCGAAUUUUUUUUUUCGGAAAAUUUCGGAAAAUCGGGUUUUCCGAAUUUUUUUUUUCGGAAAAUUUCGGAAAAAUCGGAAAAAUCGGAAAACUCACUUGUUCAUUGGUUCAAUAAAGUGUUUAAACAACGUUCUAAUACAAAAAAAUGCUUAUUAUGAUUUGAAAUCACUUGAGUGGGCGGAAGCCAAGCAAUGGAAUAUUUUUUUGCAAAAAAAUUAGCCGAGAGAAGCUCUCCGGGUCCAGUGUUUUCCGAUUGUCAGUGAGAAUGAGACGCGCGGUUGAAAAGAGUCGCUCCGUUUCUGCAGUCGCUGCUAGACCCUUCCAAAAAUUUUGUGAUGCGCCUUUAAAAAGCAUACGGUGGUUUCGGACAAAUUGACCUUGAAUCCACACUAAUUUUCCGAAAAUUUUGCCGAAAAUUUUCGGAAAAUCGGAAAAUUUCGGAAAAUCGAAAUAUUUUCCGCACACCCCUGUUUGGGAUGUUGUUCAGACUGUUCUAAAUUGGUCACAUCAGUCACUUCCCUUGUCAAAAAAAAGAACGCCGGUGCCGCGCCUUUUCGGUAUCGACGGCACCGCUCGGCGCCUCAAUUUUUCUGUUUUCUUUUAACGAACAGUUUAUUUUCGAAUGAGGAACUGUGGGGACACAUUAAAUGCGAAACUCGUUGCAUAGCAUUAUAAAAAAUUUGAUUGAAAAAAUUGAAAAAAUUUGAAAAAAAAAAUUAUAAAAAAUUUUUAAAAAAAAAUUGAAAAAAAAUCAAAAUUGUUCUUUCGGUAAUUGUCGAAAGGAACGAUUUACCGGUAAAUUUUCGAAACAAUUUACCGAAAAUUAACCGAAAAUUUACCGAAAUUCACUUCUUUCGGUAAAAAAAAUUUCGGUAAGGCACACUGUACAUGAUAGACCCCAUUUUUAGAGGUUACGGUAACCUUAUUGCAGUUUGGAAACGGGCUGGACGGAGUUCACGUGUGCGGAUCGCCGCAAUUGAUCUCAAAACAUCAUCAGACCGCCUCGUACCUCCUCGAUUUGAUCUCCGACAAUAAUGUGCGGACGGCGGCGGACGCCGACGACGAGACCGCGCUCACCUUCUUCGAUUUGCCCCGAGAGGUAGGAGACACACGAAAAAUCGCGAAAAAUCAUCGCGAAAGUUUGCAGGUGGUGCUUCUGAUUCUCCGACGUCUUCCGGACCACAAAUCGCUGCAGGAGACUGCCCAAGUGCACGAAUGUCUCCAGGAAAUGAUCGACGGCGAGGACAAACUGUGGGCGGGCCUGUGCACCUUCCACUUCCAGGACUAUCAGAUUGCGAAACAGAAGACGCCGCGCAAAUCGUGGCGCCAGGCGUUCUUCGACCUGAAAAAGUAUCACGGGUGCCGCGAGCUCUACGCCGACCUCAUCCACAUUUGCUGCCACUGCAAAGCGCUCUUCUGGAAGAGUCUCGGACAUCCGUGCGUCCGCGAGGAGUCCGCCGCGCCCUCGGUCCGAGUCACUCCGCGACAGUUUGUCGACAUGCUCAUCUAUUUGUAA
This is a messenger RNA of Caenorhabditis sp. 36 PRJEB53466, 4939 nucleotides long. Lineage: Eukaryota; Metazoa; Nematoda; Chromadorea; Rhabditida; Rhabditidae. The record is from the annotation of a GenBank genome assembly.